UAUGCAGUCCUUCAAAUGCCAAUCUUUUCUAUCUAUUCUUCACUUUUAUCAGUUUCCAUUAUUUUCUGAAUUUAAAGCACUAAUUUCCAGCUCUAAAGCUCUGAAAACCCAUCAGAUUUUUCCUUUUCUUUUUUAAUCUUCAAUUACAGCUAACAUAUGGAUUAUUGUAAUACAAAAAAGUGGAUUAGCUGUUUAUUUGCUAAAAUUAUUGUAGUAGUAUUAUCCACUCGAGCCUGGCCUCUUCAGAAUUUAACUGACUGAAGAAUGUCACAAAGCAUUUUUUUUCAGCUUUAUUUUUCUUUUUCUCUCAAAACCAAUAAUGACUCAUGGAAUCUCUAGUGGUUGUCAAUAUAAUUGCAGACAACCAUUUGAGAAUUUCACUCAUUGAAUUACUCAGUUUAGAAAUUGAGAGAUGGGUAUCACUGGAGAACUGGUUAGAAGUGUCUUCUCUAGGAACAGGUCUUUUGGGACUCCCCGAGACACCAGCUUAGCAAGAAGUAAUGUGACCGACAAGAAAAGAUGGAGUUCAGUCAGAUCAUACCUUUGUGGCGAUGAAUUUAAUUCAGUUGUUGCAGAGGAAGAUUCAUGUUCAGUUAAGAGCUCUGAAGCCACUGUUACUCAGCCUAUACCACAAGGUUUAAGGGACCAUCCAGAAAACCAGGGUGAUGAUGAGACCAAGCCAAACAUGCCAGAGGAAACGCACAACUCAAUUUCUAAACUAUUCCAUGCAGAAGAUGCAGCCAUUGUUAUUCAGUCAGCAUUUAGACAAUUUCUGGCCCGGCGUCGAGAUACAGAGAUCAAAAGAAAGGAUGAUAAACAGGAGACACUCACAGGGAGUGAAAGUCCGAGCAGGGACACUAUCGGUACUUCGAUUGAAGUUCAAACUGGAAACUCCGUGGAAAUUUUCUUAGUUCAAGAUGAAAGCAAAGGAGUACAUCACCGAGUUCAACAAAAACCAAAAGCUCAGGUUCUGAGGAUAAAGGAAGACUGGGAUGAUAGCACGGUGAGUAGUAAUAUAUCAAAAAUGAGGAUUCAGAACAAACUAGAAGCGAUGACUAGGCGUGAGAGAGCACUGGCCUAUGCUUUUUCGCAACAGCUUCGAAUCUGCUCCAAGAGAAAACAAGGAAAACCUGAUGGCAUGGAACAGAACAUGAGCUUAAGCUGGAGCUGGCUAGAACGAUGGAUGGCAACCCGUGUUCCAGAGAGCUCACUGGGUGAAAACAAUAACAAACAAUUUGAACCUGUAGACCACAAUCAAAGAUUUGUUAUCAGGAAAGGAAUUAUAGACGGAGCAGGUGAAGAGAAAGAAAGUUGUGGAUCUAAUGAAGUAUCUAUCCAGCUAGAAACCUUACCAGCACCAACUUGUAAGGAAAAACAUCAAUACAGUCCAUCAAAGAACAGGCUUAAAGCUACAAGAAUUAUAUCGAGGAGGAAAACUGUACCAAGCUAUCAACCAUCCAAGGAAUCCAACAAGGUGAGCAAGAAAGAUGGUUCAGGGGAGUGUGUAAAAUAUAAGAAGGCACAAGAGCAAGCAAUCAAGAGGCCAGAAAGAAAUUAAUGCAACAGUGCUAACCAUCAACUCUCACCAGAUCUUUUAACCGCUUGAUCUUCGGAUUUUUAUAAUGUUAGGAGAGAAAUAAGUUGCUACAAGGACUAAGGCUUACUCUGUUUAAUAUGUGGCUUCAACAAAAUGGUAGGUUUCCCUGUAAAUGCUGUCACUAAACUAUUGUUCAUUCUGUAAACUCCUCGAGUUUUGGUUGUUAAGUAUCAAAUAAUAAAGGCUGCUUAAGUAGCUGAACUUGCAACCCAAAAGAUUCCAUAUUCAUGGUCCAAAUGAUUGAAACCUACAUCUGGAUCACUCUCUCAAACAGGCCAGGAGCAAAUGCAUACUGUAUAUAACUAUGCAUCCCACUUCUCAGUCUCACAAGGCUGCAUUUAACCUACAGCUCCUACUGAAGCAUUAGUCGCCUAGAUCAAACAUAUGUUACUUGAACGCAGAUGAGAGUGAGGGUUGAAUAUGGGUCUUUUUCUGACUUUUUAUUCCUCCACUAGAUCAUGAAUACAGUUUUCUUUCCAUGUAAUUGGAAGAUCCUAGGAAAGUCAUAUCCCCAUAUCUAUGCUAGAUGUGUAGACACAGAUGUUGAACGUGAGUAAAUCAAGAAGCAUGAUUACUUCAAGAACAAUUAAGAAUCGGAGAAACAUAGAAUCAAACACCGAGGAAAAUGCUCAAAAUAAGCUUAACUGUCAUUAGUAAAUUUGAGAUAUGGAACACAGUUUGAGCAAAAUUAACAUUACAUCUAAGAAUGAACAUUCACCUCUUACAAAUGCAAACUUAUGCAUUCUGGGAUAAAUCCCAGGUAUUUGCAGGCUUCUUAGCAGCAUCCAUCAACAUUAACAAUAUCCCUUUUCUAACAUUUAAACACAUUAUUCAAACAUAACCAAUUCCAAAACCCUAGAUUUUGUCUAUAUCUUCAUCUUCGAACUCAACAUAAUCAUCUGCACCUCCUUCAUCCUCCUCAUCGACAAUGCCUUCAUUGAGACGCGUAUUCUCUGGGAGCUCACCAUAGGCUUUUAAGAGCCUCGCUUCAUCAGGCAUGUACUUGAGGAUCACAUCAGCCUUAUCAUCCUGAUAGUCACGAAGCCCAACAAGGAUUAUAUCACCAGCAGCAAUCCAAACCUUCUUAUGCAUCUUCCCACGGAUGUGGCAAAGGCGCUUAGUACCAUCGAUGCACAAGGCUUCACACCGGCCAUUGCCUAGCAUUCGAAGCACUUGGG
Gossypium arboreum is the source of this 2775-nucleotide messenger RNA. Its product is annotated as protein IQ-DOMAIN 33. NCBI's taxonomy places the organism in Eukaryota, Viridiplantae, Streptophyta, Magnoliopsida, Malvales, Malvaceae. The record is from RefSeq and is a predicted model, not a curated record. The transcript has 6 exons. Bases 413 to 1558 code for a protein of 381 amino acids. Gene Ontology annotation, molecular function: protein binding.